GGAAAUCAGGGAGAUGCUCUCUUCUUUUUUUGGGGUUUCGGAGAUGGAUAAUUUUGGUUGGGGAAAGAAAUUACUUUCCAGGGCAGGCAAAGAGAUCUUGUUAAAAACGGUGGCACAGGCUAUGCCUCAAUAUGCCAUGAGCGUUUUUUUUGUUACCACAGGGGCUUUGUGAGAAGAUUGAACGGAUGAUGAAUUUCUUUUGGUGGACAAGCAAGGGCUCUAAUUCUACCGGCAUUAGGUGGAUGUCGUGGAACCGUCUAUCAGUGCCAAAGAAAUUUGGAGGCAUGGGUUUUAAGCAACUUCAUAGUUUCAACGUGGCAAUGCUGGGGAAGCAAGGGUGGAGGCUUCUUACCCAACCUGAUGCGCUCGUUUCUCGUGUGUUCAAAGUAAGACAAGGCGUGCGUCGUAGGGUGGGGAAUGGUAGAAAUACUCUUGUGUGGGGGUCCCCUUGGCUCUUGGACCCAGACAACCCAACCAUUAUGACCGACCAGCAGUUUAUGCCUAACUUACCAGUGGAUUUUCUUAGGGAUCCCGUUACUGGAGGCUGGAACGAGUCGCUGUUACAUUCCUACUUCAAUGCUAGAGAUGUUAUGGAGAUCCUGCGUGUGCCUUCAUGCCCUUCUCGUGAGGAUCUGUGGUUCUGGUCAAGGUUUCCUCAUGGACACUACUCUGUUAAAGAUGGCUAUCGUUUGCUUCAAGGAGAGGUUGUUGCUGAGUCUUCUGGUUUUUCAUCCUGGAAUAAGCUUUGGCGCAUUCCGGUAGAAACUAAGUUUGGGCUUUGUGGAAGACUCGUAAUGCAGCAGUUUGGGAUGGAAGGGUUUCGCUGCCGGCGCCGUUUGGGGCAGCAAUUGACUCCGCCGUCUUGUUCUAUUCUUGGGCAGCAAAGUUCAGGGCAGGUGCAACAUUGCUUUGUUGAUGCCGCUUUGUUUUCUCAGGUCGGAGAGGUAGGAUUCGGUGCUGUUCUUCUUGAUCCAGGUGGUAGGUUUGUGAAAGCAUUAAACGGUACUAUUCCGUGUUCCCAAGAUCCCCUUCUAGCAGAAGCAAUAGCGGUUAGAGAGGCUUUGGCUUGGUUAAAGAGAGAGGCAUGCUUGGAGGUGCAGCUUUUUUCUGAUAGCUGGAUGGUGGUGAAUGCCAUCAACCACGUCACCGAUUCUCGCUCGUACUUUGGUUUGAUUAUUGAGGAGUGUAGGGAGGGUGUCGGGCUGUCGUCCGUGACUGGUGGGACGGGUCUGGGGUUCGACCGUCAGUGGGACAGGAGCAUGUGAGCCUGGGCUUGGAGGAAAAAUAGGGGUUAUAGGAGAGGGUGACGGGAGGGAUGACAAUUUGGGAUAUGGAAACUGAUCCUCGAUGAACCGAACAUGACGAGAGACAUAAACUUUUUGAGACACGGGUUCAUAUCAUUUAUACCCUUUAGUGGUGGGGUGAUAUCCUAAGAAGACACAAGGAGUGGAGCGUGGUUGAAGUUUGUGGUGAGUGUAAGGGCGGAGCCAUGGAUAGACCAAGCAACCAAAGGCACGAAGGUGGGUAUAUGUAGGAGGACGGUUAUAAAGAGUUUCAAAGGGAGAUUUGUUGGAGAGAGUUUUGGUGGGCAUACGGUUGAUAAGAUAGUUUGUUGUGGCAAGAGCUUCGACCCAAAAGGUAGUCGGGAGAGCAGAGUCGUGUAGGGACAAGAGGUGUG
Cuscuta campestris is the source of this 1678-nucleotide messenger RNA. Lineage: Eukaryota; Viridiplantae; Streptophyta; Magnoliopsida; Solanales; Convolvulaceae. The record is from the annotation of a GenBank genome assembly.